This is a messenger RNA of Caenorhabditis angaria, 2320 nucleotides long. NCBI's taxonomy places the organism in Eukaryota, Metazoa, Nematoda, Chromadorea, Rhabditida, Rhabditidae. The record is from the annotation of a GenBank genome assembly.
AUGGAUUGUGGAAGUAUAGUUCAACGAAUAUUCAAUGGUCGGAGAUUCGUUGAAAAACGCUUGAAGCGACCAAUUGCUUUCGUCAGAAAUGUUUUCACGGUAUCUCGGGAAAAGAACCGCAACUUACUGCAACUGUAGCAGCAUUUGUCGCAGCGCUGCGGCAAUUUGUCGCAGCGCUGCGGCACUGCAACACAUGCGCCGGAGUUGCGCCCAUUUCCGCAACAGUUCACGCAACAGUUGCGAGAUUUGUCGCAACUCCGGCGCAUGUGUUGCAACAAAAAAUGCUGCAGCGCUGCGACAAAUUGCCGCAGCGCUGCGACAAAUGCUGCCACAGUUGCGGUUCUUUUCCCGGCCUUUUAUAUUUUCAAAAAAUAUAGAAUUCCUCCACUGCUACUUUGGUAUAGUGGUUAGCGAGCUUGGUUUUGCUUCACAAGGUCGCAGGUUCGAUUCCUGCCCGGCGCAUAAUUUUUUUUUCCUCCAGAGUUAUGCGUUUCAAGAGAUGCUUCUAUCAUCAGAUUAUCACCCGGAUAACACAUAUUGCUAUAGCGUUGACAAAUAUUCAAAAACUGGAUUAUUCGAGAACCUUCAGAUUUUGUCGAAUUGUCUCCCAAAUGUUAUCCUUAAUCCAACCAAAUAUUAUUUCAAUUCAUGGGGUCAUUUACAAAAUCAGGCGCAGUUUAGAUGUCUCGAAUUGAUUAUGAAUAGAACGUGGAGUCACGCUCUAUUUUUACAGGUUGCCUGAAGGUUUUAAGUAAUUUUAAAAUAUUUUUCUCGCAGAAUAAUGACCUGGUUUUAAAACCCGCUGAUCAAUUAUCAGACCUCAGUGAAUUGUUGAAUUAUACAAGUGCAAUGUUUUUUGAGGACCCACAUGAAGGUUGGUAUUCUGAAAAAAAAGCUGAUUGGACACCUGCUGCCUUAAAACUCUUCAAAAAUGAAGCCAAAGUUCCGGAAGAUAUAUUACAUAGGCCACUGAGAAUUUGGAAAGGUUACAAUGAAGUUAUAGUGUCCAGAAUUUUUAUUGAAUCAAUUUUGGAUAAAUUGAACUUGGAGGGAAUUAUGAAGGUAUUUGAUCGAAAGGUGAUUUCUAAACCUUAGCUUAAAUUUUAAUGGCUAACUUCUUCUACGAAAAGUAUUUAUAGAUGUUUGGCGUUGAUGAGAUGUUAGUUCAAACAUUAUAUCGAAACAAUCUUGGCCUUGAUGCUCAACCAACUUCGAGUUGCCAUAACUUUGUGCCUGAUACAUUUAUCAGAUGGACAGAUUGGACAAAUCGCUGGUCGUCUGGAACAUUCUACGAAGCCUGUAGAUCGAAAUUCGAGAGACAUUGGAUUUGUGUGAUGGGUGUGGAAUAUUUGAGAGAUUUUAUUAUGAACAAUAGUUUUGUUAUUGGAAAUAAGGUUUUGGAGAAUCAUGAUAUUGGGCCUGUUUUGUGCUUGAGAGAAUUGUUUGGGAGCAAUAAAAUAGACAAAAAGAGGAAGAUAACUAGGAUGGAGCUGGAAAACUAUCCACAAUUUCGAGAAAUGGAAAUGAAACGAAAUGGGAGUUAUGAAAUGAGCAAAUUUCAGUGUGAUAAGUAGAAUGUUGUUAUAGGAAAGUUGUUUGAUCACAGCGCAAAAUUUUUUUUCCGUGUGAAAUGGUUGAGAACAGCCACAAUUUUACGUGAGAGAAACGAGAGAGUGUGAGCGCUGAAGAGACGCCAGACGAAAAAGGGAUAUGAUCACGCCCACUUUCAUAAUUUUUUUUCGCUGUGAAUUGAUCCUAAUAAACUUUUUUCUGAAAAAUACACUCUUAAAAUGCCGAGCAACGCGAUUUAAAAAAAUAUUGUAUUUUAAUUGGUUUUUUUGAGCUUCAUGAGCGUCUUUUUUUUCGGGGAGCCAUGGUUAUAGAAAAGAAUCAACAAAGUUUUCAAUCAUUGUUCAUUUGCUAUGAUUUUUCAGCUGCUUUUCACAUUUCUUUUGAUCCAAAAGGUAGGAUUUUCCUUACAUAAAUUAGGUUAAACCUUUAUUUUCAGAUCAUCUGUUCACAAAUAAUUCUGAUUUAUGGAACUCUGAAUGUGUCAGAUGUUUUGAGCACAACUUCAGUUUCAGACAAGGAAUCAUGUUCAGAUGAUUUUGAAUGAUCGAAUAAUUAUACAAAUUAUCCAGCAUUCAUUAAUUGGGCAGCUUAUAACCCGUCGAGAUGGAAGGGUUCACUUCAAGAGAUUCAACUGGCAAUUUCGAUAUGGGAUGCUAGUUCUGUGGAUGUUUUUGAUGAUAUCACUAACGAAGAUCUUAUUUAUGGAUUUAUUUGUGGUGUUCCAUUGGGAAAUUGGGAUUUUAACUGA